AAUUACAUAGCUGUACAACUUGUAAGUCAUCUCUUUAACCUGGCAACUUUAAUUCACAAUAAAUGCAACAGCGACGACAACAUGUCUUUUGAUCCCGGAAGGAUCUCGAAGACCGACGCGGCUGCUUAUUCGUCCUCAUCAUCCGACGGUGAGGAUGAGGAUGAUCUCGAUCCCCGAGGCGAUGAAUUUCUUGAUUUCAACCCACGCAAACGAAGAAAGACCGGUCGCAACGCCAAAGAGAGCGCCGCGCUAGGCAUCUUCGGUUCCGACAGCGAGGAUGAUGGUCCUAGAAGAAGGUGGAAGUCAAAGAAGGAUUUGCGCCAUAAAAACAUGACAUUCGUCUCUGCUGGUCAAAAGAACUUCAACGAAGACUCCGAUGAUGACAACCAGGCGGAAGAUAACGAGAAUGACGAUGAAAACGAAGAUGAUUUAAACGCGCGCCCAGGCCUUGGUGCCAAAGCCGAUACUUCGCAAGCGCCAGAGCCGAAAUAUGAAGAGGAGGAAGAGGAUGAAGAUGAAGACAUGUCUGGAGUCGGUCUAGGAUUCGGCUCAUCCACACAGGGGUUGGGCUGGACGCCAACUACACAAUCCAACCCCAUACCGGCUGCCAGGGACACCCUAAAUAAGCCGCUAAAACCGAAAGCAAAAUAUGAUGGGACCACGCCUCUUGGAAGGGGGUUUGUUCCCUCCUCUGCGAACGAGCCCGUUCUAAAAGCAAACCUCGAUGAUGGUCCCUCUUCUGCGCCACAGACACCCAAGCCGAGCGCGUUUAGUCGUGGGGGGAAAGCAAAGUCGUUUGCAGCUAAAAUGAUGGAGAAGAUGGGUUACGUUGAAGGCCAAGGUUUAGGAGCACAGGGUCAAGGCCGAAAUAUCAUCAUUGAGGCAAACCUGCGUCCCCAGGGUGUCGGUCUCGGUGCUGUGAAAGAGAAAUCAGAACAAGAAAGGAAAGAGGAGAAACGGCAGGCCCGCUUACGGGGAGAGGAGGUCCCCGACUCAGACGAAGAAAGAAAGAAGGCGAAACGCGAAAGGAAGAAGAAGGGUCUGAACAGUUCAGCGGGCAGUGGCGCGAGCACUCCGAGAAAACCCAAGACCAAAUACCUGACUGUUACCGAUAUUCAGAAAGCCGCACCUGGCCUCCAUAUACCAGAUGCUUUUGCCCCAAUAUUAGAUCUUACGGGCCGUGAUAAAAAAUUGCUCACAUCUGGCUCGGGACUGUUAACUCCCACAGCUGGUACUGAAACUACUGCCCAGACUGAAUCGCGCAAGUUGGCAAGGCGCGCCCAAGGAGAUCUUGCGGCGUUUGUGGAGGAAUGGAAGAGUCUUGAGGAGCGAAAAGCUUUCCUAGGAAUGGAAGAGGCGCAACGCCAGCAAGAGCUUGAAGAGCUUGAAAGCGAAUUUUCGGCUCUUACCGUGUUCUACUCCGUCCUAGAUCAGAUCAGCCAGGCUGUCUGUGACAGGAACUGGGACCUUGUAUUGUCUGGGCUCAAAAAAGUCGAGUCUACACCAUCAACCCAUGGUGACGAAGAGCUUGCCUCCAUCGCCGUAUCAGCCAUUCACCCCUUUUUGAAAGAUGCAGCUCAGGGCUGGCAACCUCUCGAAGACCCUAAACUAGGCAAUUUCGCAACCGAUCUCUCAGAUAUUCGGGGCAUAUUAGGUCUCAAGACUAAGAAUGUCAACGGCAAUGCCCUUUCGAAGUGGCAAGAUACCGAGCUUACUGGCACACAUCGGCAUCACAUAAGAUCUACAACGCCCUGGGAGAGCAUGAUCUACCAGGUUCUAUUCCCAAAGCUCGUCACAUCCAUUUCACAGGCAUGGGAUGUUCAUGACGCGACACCACUCUUGAGCAUUUUUGAUAAAUGGGAAGAGCUCUUUCCAGCUUUCGUCCGUUCGCAACUAUUAGUCCAGGUAGUAAACAGGCUCGAGACUGCAAUCAGCAGUUGGAAACCAAGGAAGAAGCACGAAAACCUGCAUAUUUGGCUUUUCCCAUGGCUUCAACAUAUUCCAGCCCAUCACCUCGAGCCUAAGGGCACCGGGCUGGUAGGGGAAGUAAGGCGCAAAUUCAGGCAGUUGAUUGACACCUGGGAUUUCUCCAAGGGGGUUGUUCCGAGCCUCAAAGAAUGGAAAGACGUAUUCCGCCCGACUAGAGAACAGGACCAGUGGAAACCCUUGGUUAUGCACCAUAUAUUACCAAGUAUGGCCCGUUACCUGCGCACGAAUUUCCGGGUCGACCCAAGCGAUCAAGAACCAUAUCUAGAGAUGCUCAAUGGAGUUAUGAGAUGGACAGAUAUUAUUUCAACAUCCAUGGUAGGGGAGGUCUUGGUAUCGGAGGUAUUCCCCAUGUGGCACGAUAUCCUUUACCAAUGGUUAACGAGCGCGGACCCCAACUACGAAGAAAUCGCGACGUGGUAUGAAUGGUGGAAGGACCAGGUAUUCCCGGCUGAGAUCUCAUCUCUGCCAAGUAUCACGGCCGAGUUUGAAAAGGGAACAGCAAUGAUUGAGAAUGCUCUCGAUCUUGGCGUUGAUGUAAAGAGUCAGCUUCCUCGCCCAGACGGAAAACCAGCUCACCAACCCAAGCCACGCUCUCACAAGCCGAGAAAAGUCGAGCCAGAGCAACCACCUAAGCUGCCUUUUGAGAAGCCAGAACCUACCUUCCGCAAUGAAGUUGAGGACUGGUGUCAGGAGAAUGAUCUCCAGUUUAUUCCUAUUCACAAAGCUAACCAGGAGGGCAAGCACUAUUUCCGUAUCACGGCUCGCAUGGAUGGUAAAGGAGGCGUCCUGGCCUUCUUCAGAGGCGGCGAUAUUUUGGUGAUCGAGUCUCGAAAGUUGAACCUAGAAUUGAAACGGGACGUGAAAGAAGAUUGGGGGCUCUUGAUAGAACCCCUGUAUCAGGAACUUGAGCAAGGUGGGAGGAGGUGAAAUUAUCAAUAUGCCUCGGGAGAACGCUCGGGAGAGAGCAGUUUAUAGACACAGGUGUACAUGGUUGUAUACCAUUCUUGAAUUAAUAUCCGAGUACUAUACCCCUCGUUUUGUUGUUAUUGCCAUGAUUAUUAUCUAGAACUUCACAAGUCGACUUUAAGUCACCAAUUUUUAUUCGUCUGGGCUGAGAUGGAGUUGCGUGUAGUCUUCUUACCUGGGUGCGUACAAUUAACCAAGUCAUAGUAUCACGGAAAUCUACAGUCCUUUCUACCCUCGGGAUGUUCGCCAUAAUGAGUAUACAAGACAAGACAAGACAACAUCUAUUAUUUCAGGGUUCAACAGUGGGGGUUUGGGUUCCCCCUAUCCUUCUUCUCCAGUACCUUCUUAGAUAGAUGCUUCUUGCCCAACACAAGAACAACAUCAUCAUCACUCCUUCUUCCUCUCUCUAAGGUUUCUCGUGGAAUGUUUAUCACGCCUUCCAAUCUAUACCUAUAUUGAGGGUUCUAAUCCAGCCACCGGUCCUUUUUGAUGUUUUCUCUCCAUCUCAUCUCUUUUCUACAAAUAUCAUCGCCGCCAUCAACCCCCCAGUAUCCAUCUAUCUAGCUAAUCACCACCGCAUUGUUAUUGAUUAUUUUUCAUUCCGUUGACUAGAUUAUACUCUUCUAUAGUCACCAAUAGGCCUUUUGAAUUGCCCCUUA
Molecule: messenger RNA, 3614 nt
Organism: Hypoxylon fragiforme
Lineage: Eukaryota; Fungi; Ascomycota; Sordariomycetes; Xylariales; Hypoxylaceae
Product: TFP11-domain-containing protein
Exons: 1
Coding region: 82-2916 (944 amino acids)
Biological process (GO): spliceosomal complex disassembly
Cellular component (GO): U2-type post-mRNA release spliceosomal complex
Molecular function (GO): nucleic acid binding
Source: RefSeq, a predicted model, not a curated record